AUUGUUCCACCUCUUUCGGGGACUUCGAAAUUUGACGCCUCAUAACCGCUCAUUUCGAUGUCGAGUAUUUUUCAAGGCCUUUUCCGUUUGGGCUCCACUCUUCAUGAUGCUCACACUCUCUAAGCCAGCGAAGUGGGAUUUCGACGUCAAAACCCAUGACUACCCCCCACCAUUCACAACUUCCACCACCACUCGACAUUCACCAAAACUCAACGGCGGGCCAUCGCCUCCCCAUACGGCUGGGCCCAACUACGCCAUGAACACAUCUCAUCGCGGAUUACCUCCGCCAUCGGCAAUGACAUUGCCAGAUCCAGGACGUGGUCCUCCACCAAUACAGUCUUCCAUGGGAUCAUCUUCCUUGGGCGCAUUACCACCGGCACCGACUCAAUGGCAAGGCUCUGAAGACGGCAUGAAGAAUUGGUUAACGGCCAAGGCUGAAGAGGAGAAGAGAAAGCAGGAGGAGGAAAAGACUCGUCAGGAGAAUCUGAAGUUGGAACAGCGAAAGAUUGAGCACUCAAUGCUUCGUGAGUCUAUGCAGGGCGGUAUUCCACCACAUCUUGUCCCAAUCAUUUUUGCUGGUAUCGGUGGAGGGAAUCUUGCCAACAUCAGUGCCGAAUGGAUUCAGCAAUACACUGCACAGGUGCAAGCCGCGCAUCAGCAGGCUCAGGCUCAGGCGCAAGCACAGCUAUCUCCCGAACUUCGACGAGAAACGAGAUUACUGGGUCAACAGCCGCAGACAGUGUACGCUGGACAGCCUCCAGUAUCACAAACCAUCCUUCCGCCAACUGCAGUGCUGCCAGGGCAGCCUCUUCCAGCACAGUCACAGCAGUAUGCUAGCGAAAGAGCACUACCAGGUCCUAGCCACGCUGGUCCGCCUACGUCUGCUCCUCGUCCUCUCCACCGGUCGCAGCUACCGAAGCUCACCACGAAUGAGAUGCAUAUUCAACAACCAGCAUCGGCGCAACCGGGCGUGCAGCAACUGCAACAAACUCAGAACGCGCAGGAACAAUCUUCGCCUUCGAUUUACUUCCACCAUUGGGUGCCCCCAACAUCACAACAGGAGAAAAACACAAGCGGAAAUCCGCCAGCGACGCCCUCAGGUAAAUACAAAUCUUCGCCCUCUACCUCAUACCAAUCCCGUCAACGUGCGACGUCUCAUGCGUCUGACCGUGAGUACAUCAGCUCCCCCAAAAAGCGGAAGGCCCAAGGCCCUCACGCAGCGCCACCGCCCCCAACAUCGGCACCCCAAUCCUAUACAUCACCAUCCUUCUCGUAUGUAUCGACGUCAUCGACAUCAACGCCCGGACGACGAGGACAUGCACGAGCCCGUUCAGAUGCAUCUGCACGAGGUGCAGAGGGUACUAUGAGCCGUCGUAGUACGGUAUCUGGUCUGGCAAAUGAGACACGGCAGAGUUACAUUCAAGAUCCCCCAAGAGCACCAGAGGGAAGGCAUCCACACAACCCAGAUGCGCCAUAUGGCACUCCACCACAGCGGAGUGAAUCGCGAGGCUACGUUCAGCAGUCUCCAGCACCAAAUGCUGGAUCGGGCCAACCUGAAACACCGAAGUACGGGACGCAUCAGCAAUGGAGUCGUGGAUAUCACCCAUCUCCCAAACGGGAAGCUGAUCGUUAGGCCAAAAAUUAGAGCUCAGCAUUACAUUCGCAGCCCGUUUCCGCAACCAUUACCGUCCCGCUUUUUGAUGGACGAAGAAAUCAAGAUCACGCGAGUUGCGGUAGGAACGGUAUUUGUCGCACGUCAUCUGGAGGGAAGGACGCCACAAUCAAUCUCAUGUUUGCAGUCUCGAACUUGCAAGCAUGUCAAGCGAAAUGAGCUCCACAAACACCCAAAGUCCCCUCAUCUUGAACGCGAACGCACGGCCCCCACCCCACCAAGGAACAACCUCUCAUCUCUUGAGAUUGCAGCGCAAUGUCGUUUACAGCAAUGUGCACCAGCACCAAUGGGCAGGAUCGAGCAUGCGGCUUACCAGU
Molecule: messenger RNA, 1989 nt
Organism: Macroventuria anomochaeta
Lineage: Eukaryota; Fungi; Ascomycota; Dothideomycetes; Pleosporales; Didymellaceae
Exons: 1
Coding region: 104-1633 (509 amino acids)
Source: RefSeq, a predicted model, not a curated record